CAAUAACUGGCUGUCCAUCAUCCACAUUCGAAUUCAUUUGAGCUGCACCCCAUCAUCCCAUGGACGAAGAAGCGCUUCCUCCUCCUUUUGUCUCUCUUCCUCCCAUUCUCCCUCCCUCCGGCCGCAGCAUCUCUGCCGCCUUCCUCCACCCUAUUCCGCCUCUCUCAUCCCCCACCAAACUUGCUUGGGUCUCGCUCCAGGGAAGACUGGUUAACUCCGAGGAAGCCAGUUCAGUCCGAACCAUUGGGGGUGCUUUAGCCCCACAAGAAGCCCUCGCUUGGGAGCUCUUUAACCCCAUCCACAGGUUCCUCAUCGUCGCUGUCAUCGGGGUCGCAGCCGCUGAAUCCAAGAAAAACGAGCAGAUAUGGCAGCUGAAGAAGUCCGUCGAACUCAGGGAUCGGGUGCUGACGAGAAUGCAGGAGAAGCUUGACAAUCUCUGCGAGCUGCUCUACCAUACUAAGGAGCAUUCCAUUGCGGCGGUGAAGAAACCAUUACCAAAGAAUGGGGAAACAGUGUUAAGUGAAUUAUGGGGCUCUGAUUGCGAUUACUGGCCUAAUGAUGAACACUCUGACUUAUUUGCGCAGGAAAAGUCUGUCACAAAAGAUUCUUAUGGGAAUGAAGCGCUGUAUAAAACACCCUUAUUUGAUGAAGAACAAGAGGAGAGGCGAAUGUCUGACUUGUCUUGGGCUUCAAGUGUAACAUCGGCUUCUGAUAUCCAGUUAAACAGCCUGGGUUUAGAGCAAGAUGUCUUUAAUCUCAAGAGAGAUUGCAAAGAGAAGGAUGCCCAAAUAAAGGAGUUGACUGACCUUCUCAGCGUUUCUGAAGUUGCUAGAUCAAAGCGAGUUAGUGAAUUGGAAGACAUUAUACGCAGGAAGAAUUCAACUAUUACAAAACUGAAGAAAGAGUUGGUUGUUUUGGAACAAAAGGUUAUGCAACUUUCUAGACUUCGUAGACCCUCCUCUUUCAGCUAUGACUCACGCGAUGACCAGCUUGCGCACGUGAGAGAUAACCUAUUAUAUGAUUUGGAGAGUAGCGCCGGCCCUUCAUCUUCUGAUUCAGACAGCGCACCUCUAAACAGCUCAGGAAAAUCCAUUGCUAAGGUUGAUGAUGCUCAUGUGCUGAACAAAAGCUGCACUUCUGCGGGUAAUCAGAAAUUUAAGUCGGCAAAACCCAUCAGUUCUUCAGGGCGAACACUUGGACAACACUUGGAAUCUCGUCCUGUGAGUUCUCAGAAAGUUUCAGGAAGUCGAAAAUUUUCUGCAGCUUCUUCGAAACUCAAUCGAUCCUUGGCUCAUGCGGACUUUAAGAGUAGAAGAAGAUCUUAAAGAAUGGAGUUCGGGAGAUAUUUUCAGGUGAGAAGCGUCGUUUUAAAAAGUAAUAUAGUCACUUAGACAUUGCCGGUCAUUAUUCGAUGGCCAUAACAACGGAUUUUGACCUUGGCAGUGUAAUGGAUUUAUGAGAUAUCAAACAGUGGAUGUCACAAAUUUAUAUUUAUAAAAUACUCAUUACCAUGUGGUA
Neltuma alba is the source of this 1518-nucleotide messenger RNA. RefSeq lists its product as uncharacterized. The record is from RefSeq and is a predicted model, not a curated record. NCBI's taxonomy places the organism in Eukaryota, Viridiplantae, Streptophyta, Magnoliopsida, Fabales, Fabaceae. Bases 60 to 1325 code for a protein of 421 amino acids. The transcript is spliced from 6 exons.